Neoarius graeffei (lesser salmon catfish) is the source of this 1999-nucleotide messenger RNA. It is a transcript of the gene gabra4, whose product is annotated as gamma-aminobutyric acid type A receptor subunit alpha4. Lineage: Eukaryota; Metazoa; Chordata; Actinopteri; Siluriformes; Ariidae. The coding region runs from base 1 to 1677 and encodes 558 amino acids. Gene Ontology annotation, biological process: signal transduction; gamma-aminobutyric acid signaling pathway; monoatomic ion transmembrane transport. The transcript has 9 exons. The record is from RefSeq and is a predicted model, not a curated record. Gene Ontology annotation, cellular component: synapse; GABA-A receptor complex; neuron projection. Gene Ontology annotation, molecular function: benzodiazepine receptor activity; transmitter-gated monoatomic ion channel activity involved in regulation of postsynaptic membrane potential; GABA-gated chloride ion channel activity.
AUGCAAAAGAUGGUCUCGGCCAAGAAGGAGACGGUGAUUGCGAUGUGCCCCACUUACAUUUCCAUACUCUUCUACUUUCUGUGCGUUACGGCUUGCAUUAAGAAAAUCUCAGGUCAGGUAAAGAGGGAUGAGAAGUUAUACCCUGAAAAUUUCACCCAGAUCUUAGACCGACUUCUGGAGGGUUAUGACAGCAGACUGCGCCCUGGAUUUGGAGGUCCAGUGACUGAGGUGAAGACUGAUAUCUACGUCACUAGUUUUGGCCCAGUAUCUGAUGUGGAAAUGGAGUACACAAUAGAUGUGUUUUUCCGACAGACAUGGGAGGACCGGAGGCUGAGGUACGAGGGACCAAUUGAGAUUUUGCGGCUAAAUAACCUGAUGGUGACCAAAGUGUGGACUCCUGAUACCUUCUUCAGGAACGGGAAACGAUCUGUGGCUCACAAUAUGACUGCCCCAAACAAACUCUUCCGCAUAAUGAAAAAUGGCACAAUCCUUUAUACGAUGAGGCUGACAAUCAGUGCAGAGUGUCCAAUGAAGCUAGUGGAUUUUCCUAUGGAUGGCCAUUCCUGUCCACUUAAGUUUGGGAGCUAUGCUUACCCUAAGACUGAGAUGAUCUACACAUGGACCAAGGACUCUGUGGAAGUUCCUCCUGAAUCAUCCAGCCUUGUUCAGUAUGAUCUGAUUGGACAAACCGUCUCCAGUGAAACAGUGAAAUCUAUUACAGGUGAGUAUGUGGUGAUGACUGUCUACUUCCACUUGAAACGGAAAAUGGGCUACUUCAUGAUUCAGACGUACAUCCCAUGCAUCAUGACAGUAAUCCUUUCCCAAGUGUCCUUCUGGAUAAAUAAGGAAUCUGUGCCUGCCAGAACUGUCUUCGGUAUCACCACAGUCCUCACCAUGACCACUCUGAGCAUCAGCGCCCGUCACUCUCUGCCCAAGGUUUCCUACGCUACAGCCAUGGACUGGUUUAUUGCCGUGUGUUUCGCCUUUGUUUUUUCAGCCCUCAUUGAGUUCGCUGCUGUGAACUAUUUCACCAAUGUGCAAGCGGAACGAGCGAAGAAGAAGGCAGCCAAGAACGCGGCCGCUGCAGCUGCCAAGAGCUCCAUGCCAUCAGGCAAGGGCAAGGACUCUGAGGAGAUUCUACAGCAAAACUCAGACACUAAUGGCAACCUACGCAAACGUGUAAACUCUACGACUCAGUCUCAGCCCGACCCUAAGGGCAGCCAAAGAAAUGAAUCCUGCAUCAGGAGCUCUAUGGCCAUGUCCAAAGAGCUCCAGACAAGCCAAUUAUCCUCCAGCUCAAGCACAACAGGCAGCUCCUCAGGCCAAACACGACUCCAUCCCAAAUCCUUCAGCCAAUCCAAAACACUCACUCUGGCUUCAGCUUCCAAAACCACUCCCCCUGCGCCGCCUUCAACGCCAACAGUCCCUGAGCGCUCGUCAGCCAACACACCCACCGGCUCUGGCUCUCUACACCAUCUCCUAGCCCCGAAGUUGGAGAAUAUACAGAAAACGGAUGCAAAGGCUGCAUCCAGUGCUCAGCCAGCAGCUUCUACAGGCGGGGCCAGCAAAAUUGACAAGUAUGCACGCAUCCUUUUCCCAGUGUCUUUUGGGGCAUUUAACAUGGUGUACUGGGUGGUAUACUUAUCCAAAGACACCAUGGAAGCAAAAGGAGCCUAAUCACAGAAUUUUCUGAUUUUGUCAUAUUUCUUAAAGCCAAACAGACGAUAAAGACUGCAAGAUCGCUCCAAGGAUCAUGUCAAUCAAAAUCAAGACAAUUUCUUGAAUUUUCUUUCAAUGAAUGGACAAACAAAACAGCCUGGAAAAGCACCUCAGAAGAUCAUCUGGGUAACAUGAUUCAGAAAUCUUUUCAAGGUCGUCAAUGAGUCCUUUCACAGAAUGAGCAUGUGGAUAUAUAUUUUUUAAAAAAAGUCUUAGAUUUACUGGCCCUUUUAUAACUGGUCAUAAAAUGGCAGGCACAUUUAUUGUCAAGCACGUAGGU